This is a messenger RNA of Hevea brasiliensis (rubber tree), 2325 nucleotides long. RefSeq names its product putative disease resistance protein At3g14460. NCBI's taxonomy places the organism in Eukaryota, Viridiplantae, Streptophyta, Magnoliopsida, Malpighiales, Euphorbiaceae. The coding region runs from base 1 to 2325 and encodes 774 amino acids. The record is from RefSeq and is a predicted model, not a curated record. The transcript has a single exon.
AUGCUGCUGAAAGGCUGUAAUGAUCUAAAGAAAUUGCCAUCAGAAAUGCAAAAUCUGAUCAACCUACGUCAUCUUGAUAUCCGAUGGACAUCUGUUGAAGUGAUGCCGCAGGGAAUGGAAAAAUUGAGAAGUCUUCGGACAUUGUCUGAUUUUGUUGUGGGGGAAGGUAAUGAAGUGGGUAUAACAGCUUUGGAGAAUUUAAAGUUUCUUCGAGGGGCACUUCGCAUUUCAAGGUUGGAUAAUGUGGCUAAUGCUUCAAAUGUAAGCGGAACCAUUUUAUUGGACAAGGGGAGAAUAGAUGAUCUGGAGAUGGCAUGCGGAACUUCUUAUUUGGCAAGUAGAUCGGUUUCUAUUGCAAACGAAGAAAGAGUUGUACUUGAGAAGAUGAAACCUCAUGAAAGUUUGGAAAAACUCACCAUAAUUGAUUAUGGUGGUAUUCAAUUUCCUUCGUGGGUAGGGGAUCCUUUAUUUCGAAAUCUAGUAUGCCUAGAGUUGAAAUAUUGCAAAUGCACAACCUUGCCUCAACUUGGGCUGCUUUCUUCUCUCAAGGACUUGGUUAUCAUAGGGUUUCCCAAUGUAAAAGCGGUUGAUUGUGAGUUUUGUGGGGAGAGUAUGAGCAGUUCAAAUCCUUUUCCAGCUCUUGAGACUCUACGCUUUGAGGACAUGAAAGAAUGGAAAGAGUGGAAUAUUUGUGGGUGUGAAUUCCGUCUUCUGCGCGAGCUUUCCAUUGUUUAUUGUCCCGAGCUGUUAGGAAAAUUACCCAGCCAUCUGCCUUCAUUGCAAACGCUUGAGAUUAGAGAAUGUUAUGGAUUGGUGGUUUCAUUUCAAAACCUUCCUAGCAUAUCUCACUUCCAAAUCCAAGGAUGCAGAAAGGUUGAAUUACGUGGAGGUUUUAGCGCAGCAAACUUCUUGAUGGUUAGUAAAGUAGAAUCAUUUUUAUUUGGAUCGGAAGAGUUGGAGCAAGGCUUAAGAAAGUUGAAAAGCUUGACUGUUGGUAAUAAUUAUUUCUAUCCUCACUCUCGUCCACAUUGGGUGCUUUUUGAAGGCAUCGCUAAACGUGGUAAGUUGUUGCGCAAGGGCCUCGCUGAUUGUCAAAUUAAAAAUUUGGAAUUUGUUUGUUGUAAAGGGCUUAAGAAACUACCGCCAUGGAUUGAUAGCUUUAAGUCUCUGAGAAAGCUAUCUAUUGGAAACUGCCCGGGACUUAUUUCUUUGCCAGAUGCAGUGAUUUAUAAAAGUUUGUGUCUUGAGGAGUUGAAAAUUGAUGAGUGUGAGGAUCUAAUUUCCAUUGGAAGACACCAGCUACCCACAACUCUAAAAAGACUAGAGAUACACAACUGCUGCGGAUUGCAGAGGCUGCUGGAUGCGAGAGAGACUUGUUCCUCUUCCAGGUUUACUGAUAAGGAGGGUAUCAGCUGCGAUGCUUACUCAUCUAAUCUUCAGCACUUGGGAAUUAUUGGGUGCCGCUCUCUUACAUUCUUAGGGGAGUUGCCUGUUUUCGACAACAACACAUCUCUUGAAUCUAUUGAAAUCAAAUUUGCUCCUCAUCUUAAAUCCUUACCUGAGAACCUGCACAUGCUCACCAAUCUACGCCGCAUUUUUAUAUAUCACUGUGAGGGACUCGAGGCCCUUCCUGAUGGUAUGCACAAUCUCACAUCUCUUCAAGAAUUGGCUAUAAUGAAUUGUCCCAAUGUUGUUUCUUUCCCUCAGGGAGGGUUGCCCACCACUCAUCUGAAAAAAAUUAUACUUACAUCCUGUGGGAAACUUGAGGCCCUUCCUGAUAACAUGCACAAUCUCACUUCUCUUGAAGUUUUGGAUAUGGAAGAUUGCCCAGGCAUCAUGUCCUUUCCAGAAGAAGGUUUUCCCACCAACCUGAAAUCGCUUUCUAUUUAUGAGGUCGAGAUUUGUACCUCUUUGCUUAAUUGGGGUUUGCACAGGCUCACCUCUCUGGAGAAGCUCAGAAUCGCAGGUGGAUGUCCCGGUGUGGUGUCCUUUCCACAAGAUGAGAUAGAUAUGAAGUUGUCUAACUCUCUUACCAGCCUUACCAUUGAAGGAUUGCAAGACCUAAAAUACCUUUCCAGCAAGGGUUUUCAAAGCCUCACGUCACUUGAAUAUCUGGUGAUCAAGGGAUGCCCUAAACUUGCCUCCUUUCCAAAGAAUGGCCUGCCUUCCUCUCUUUUGAGCUUGCAUAUCUACAACUGCCCUCAACUUGAGCAGAAGUGCCUGAAGGGUAAAGUGCAAGAGUUGCUAGAAUUAGCCCGCAUUCCAGAAGUGACAAUUAAAGAUAAUAAUUUGAAAGAACUCAAGCUAGAUUAUGUAUUUUCAUGA